Messenger RNA from Sinocyclocheilus anshuiensis, 1417 nucleotides. RefSeq names its product probable G-protein coupled receptor 141. The transcript is spliced from 3 exons. Gene Ontology annotation, biological process: G protein-coupled receptor signaling pathway. The coding region runs from base 345 to 1301 and encodes 318 amino acids. Gene Ontology annotation, cellular component: membrane. The record is from RefSeq and is a predicted model, not a curated record. Gene Ontology annotation, molecular function: G protein-coupled receptor activity; oxysterol binding. Lineage: Eukaryota; Metazoa; Chordata; Actinopteri; Cypriniformes; Cyprinidae.
CUAGCAAAAGACAAGAAUAAGACUAUUAAAAACACAGAAGAUUAUGUAAUAGAAGAAUAGUGAGAGAAAGAGACCAGGAAGGCCAGAUUGAGAAAGAAAACAUUGCAAUGCUAACUUCCUUGUGCGUGAGAUUUUUAAAUCUUUAAUCUCUACUGCGCCAAAUAACAGUCGAGAGGUGUUUCCUGAAGGCUCUGGAGGCUGUCCGUUUGACAUUGACAGAAGAUUGACACACUGACAUCACAUUCAUCUUCAACUCUCUUGGCACCUACAGUUAAUGGAUGAACUGUCUCCAAUACAUCAAACUGUCUGCAUGCUGUUGCUGAAGGAAUAUUGACAUUCACUAUAUGAUUGAUACUACGGGGCCAAAACAUUUUACCAGGAAAAGAGUUUUGGGAAAAUUAUCAGGCAUGAUCAUAAACAACACCACAAACCAAACUGGCCUGCCGGAGGACUUUAGAAUUGCUCUUCUGGUUUUAUAUAUAUUCAUCUUUCUCGCUGGGACUCUGAAUGUUGUACUAAUGUCCUGUAUGCUACAAUCUCAAAGAUGUCUCUCUUUCACCAAAGUGUCUGUGAUCAACCUGAUAGCAGUGCACUCCUUUUUCCUUUUCACGGUGCCCUUUCGAAUUUACUAUUAUGCUUCUGAUGAAGACUGGAUUCUGGGCAUACAUUUCUGCAAAAUUGUCAGUCUUAUGAUCCAUGCCCACAUGUAUCUUGCAUUCAUCUUCUAUGUCUUCCUUCUAAUUGUGCGCUAUGUGGAGCACUCUGAUCAGCAGCACAAGCUAGAGUUUCAUCGCAUCCUUCACGCCACGAUUGCAAGUGCAACCGUCUGGUUGGUCAUAUUCGGCUCUAUGUUCCCAGCAACUAUUGCUAAAUAUGGAAUGACACAGAACGAUUCAACUCAUUGCUUUCAUUUUGGUCAGGCUCUCAUGCAGCCUACUGUGAAGACAUUAAACUAUGUAAUUUGUAUACUAGUAAUACUGGUUUGGAGUGUGCUGGCAUUUUUCCAAGUUUAUUUUCUGCUCAACGUGAGUAAGACAUUUGGAAAGGCCACAUGUCAACGUCAAGAGUUCUGGGCACAACUGAAGAAUGUUGUUUUCCUGUUGGUCAUGUUUUUUUGUUUUGUGCCCUAUCAAGGAUUCAGAGUUUACUAUGUGAGGGAAUAUGGCAAGUCUGAAGAAAUUAAUCAUAUAAAUGAAGUAUUACUUGCUGUCACUGCUUUCAGCUGCAUUGAUAUGAUUGCUUUUGCUGGUAGAGAUGUAUGCAAACUUAUAAAUUCAAGGGGAUGGUUUUACUGUUUAUAGAAACUAUGUUGUAUAUUGUUAUUGAUAUAGGGAAUUGUUUUACAUUUUCUUAUCUUUGUUUUUGAUGCCUUAUAAGCUUAAAACAAUUGUUCAGCAUGACAGAAUGUUUGGAAAUA